Molecule: messenger RNA, 1074 nt
Organism: Funneliformis geosporum
Lineage: Eukaryota; Fungi; Glomeromycota; Glomeromycetes; Glomerales; Glomeraceae
Source: the annotation of a GenBank genome assembly
GAAGGUAAAAGACAUUUCACACCUUGCAUUAGUUCUUUAUUUUUGCAAAAACGAUGUCUUGCUACACCAAGUGAAGCUACGAUGACUGUAAGAGAUGCCUUAAAUAUCGCGCUUGAAGAGGAAUUUAUUCGUGAUGAGCGUGUCUUCUUAAUUGGCGAGGAAGUUGCCCAAUAUAAUGGUGCAUAUAAGGUAUCAAAAGGCUUACUUGAUAAAUUUGGCCCGAAAAGAGUGGUCGAUACACCAAUCACUGAAGCUGGUUUUGCUGGAUUAGCUGUCGGUGCGGCAUUAUCUGGAUUGAGACCAAUUUGCGAAUUUAUGACAUUUAAUUUUUCUAUGCAAGCAAUUGAUCAUGUAAUUAAUUCUGCAGCAAAAAUAUUAUACAUGUCCGGUGGAAUCGUUCAAUGUCCUAUAGUAUUUCGUGGACCAAAUGGUUCGGCUGCAGGCGUUGCUGCUCAACAUUCACAAGAUUAUUCAGCAUGGUAUGGCGCUAUUCCUGGAUUAAAGGUGGUUUCCCCAUGGGAUAGUGAGGAUGCGAAGGGUUUAUUAAAGGCUGCAGUGAGAGAUCCCAAUCCUGUAGUUGUGUUGGAAAAUGAACUUCAAUACGGAAUUUCAUUUCCAGUAUCUCAAGAAGUGAUGUCACCAGAUUUUGUUCUGCCGAUCGGAAAAGCAAAAAUAGUGCGUGAAGGCAAAGAUGUAACGAUCGUAGCACAUUCAAGGCCAGUAAGCUUUUGUUUAGAGGCUGCUGAUAUAUUAUAUAAAGAAGAAGGAAUUUCUGCUGAGGUCAUAAAUUUGCGCUCAAUUAGACCACUUGACAUCAAUACUAUUGUUAAUUCAUUGAAAAAAACUAAUCAUUUGGUGACGGUCGAAUCAGGUUUUCCCCAAUUUGGUGUUGGUAGUGAAAUUUGUGCUAUGGUGAUGGAAACAGAAGGAUUUGAUUAUCUGGAUGCUCCAGUAGAAAGGGUGACUUGUGCUGAUGUUCCAACUCCAUAUGCGGCAAAUUUAGAAGAUAUCACUUUCCCAGAUACAAAUGUAAUCGUUAAAGUCGUAAGACGUGCUUUGUAUAAAAAAAAUUAA